This is a messenger RNA of Musca domestica (house fly), 2191 nucleotides long. RefSeq names its product glutathione hydrolase 1 proenzyme. Gene Ontology annotation, molecular function: glutathione gamma-glutamate hydrolase. Gene Ontology annotation, cellular component: plasma membrane. Gene Ontology annotation, biological process: glutathione catabolic process. The record is from RefSeq and is a predicted model, not a curated record. NCBI's taxonomy places the organism in Eukaryota, Metazoa, Arthropoda, Insecta, Diptera, Muscidae.
UAAGCAACCAAUUGUUGCCUUACGGUGUCUUACAGUGUAAUUCUUUGCGCUAGCCAAACAAAGACAACCCAGCAAAGAUGCAUUCCACCACAUGUGGUAUUGGGGCCAGCAGCAGUAGCAGCUCACCUCCAACGCCUUCAAUGCAACAGGCUGCUGCUGAUGGCUUAAAAAUGGGUCUAAGCAAUAACGAUGAUGCUAUGAACAAAAUUCCUCUCAAGUCAGGAGUCGAUGAUGAAGAGAAAAAUGGCGGUGAAUUUAUCCAUGACACAGCGACAGCGGAGGAGGCGAGACGAGAACUGAGGCGGGUGAAGUUGCUGAAUUUAAUGAAAAAGUUAACCAUCGGCAUAAUAUGUUUCAUUGGUAUUGCCUUAAUUAGUUAUGUUAUCAUCAGUUUAUGUUUUAGUGAUGAUAAUAGCAAUAAUAAUGGCCCCGCAGUAGCAUCAACAUCAACAAGUCCUUUCAACAGCAACAGCAGCAGCAGUAACGGCAGCGACAGCAGCAGCAACAAUCAAACAUUGUCAGCCUCCAUAUUGGGUGUGGGCGCAGGUGCCACAACAACAGCGUUGCCACCCGCCUCACAACAGCCAACAACAGGUGCCAGCGUUACAAGUGGUACUACAACUGAAGCCUCGCCAGCAGUGGAGAAAGCUGCUGCAAACGAUGAUAAAGAUGCUGAUGAUGGCGCUGACGACGGCAAGGUGAUGAUGACUGAAGUGAAAGACAAUUCCCUGCUCAAGGAUGAACCAAUUGAUGUGAAGAAUUUCACUUCAAAGUUGGGCGUUUAUGAAAAGGCAGCCGUGUGUUCAGAUAAACCCGUUUGCAGUCAAAUUGGCAGCAACAUUCUUAAAGAGGGAGGCAGUGCCGUUGAUUCCGCAAUUGCUGCUCUCCUAUGUAACGGCAUUGUGACCAUGCACAGCAUGGAUGGCGGUGGUAUGCUGAUGAAUGUUUACAUCAAGGAAGAACAGGCCUAUUCCGUGGAUGGUCGAGAAGUGGCUCCAUUUGCUGUUACCGAAGAUAAGUUCAAUAAUGUGGAUAAUCAUGAUCUGUUGCAUGGUCCCCUGUCCAUUGCGGUGCCCGGUGAGUUGAUGGGCUAUCAUAGGGCCCACGAGAAGUUUGGCAAAUUGCCAUGGAAAAAAUUGGUUGAGCCUUCGCUUCAAAUCUGUAAAGAUGGUUUCUAUGUCACCAAACAUCAGUACAAUGCCUUGGCCUACAAGGAUAAGCAUAUGCGGAACAAUACGAUUUUGAAGAAAAUGUUUUACAAUGAAACCACCAAUACCAUCCAUCCAAUUGGCACCCAUAUCAAGCCCGCCGAGGAGCUAUGCAAUACCUACAAACUAUUGGCCGAAAAUGGACCCUAUGAUUUCUACAACGGCACUUUGGCUCGCUUGGUGGCCGAGGAUUUACGCGUGGGCAGUUUGGUUGAUUUUGCCGAUUUGGAAAUCUACAGAGCCGAUUUGGUUAGUUCGGUAACCAUGCAGUUGGGCAAUGAUAUUCUCUAUGCCAAUCCUCCGAUUAGUAGUGGUACUGUUGUGGCCAAUAUUUUAAGUAUUUUGGAGGGCUACAAUUUCUCCAGCAUUGAUAUUAAGGAUACCAAACAUGAGGCCGUGACAAUUCAUCGUAUCACCGAGGCUAUGAAAUUUGGUUUUGCCAAACGCUGGGAAUUGGGAGAUGCCAGAUUCAAUGAUGUCAGAGAUUUGGUCAGCCGCUUGACAAAUCCAGAGACUGGCAAUGAAUUGAGAAAUAAAAUCAAUGAUAGCCAUGUUUUGGAAAGCAUUGCAGAAUAUGGCGCCCAAUUUACAGGCGAGGAUGAUGUGGGCACCAGUGCCUUGGUAGUUAUUGCUCCCAAUGGCGAUGCCGUUUCCGUCAAAGCUCACUUUGGUUCCGGUUUGGCUGGCAAACGCACCGGCAUCAUUUUCAAUAGCGCCAUGAACGACUUCUCUCUGCCCGGCAAAAGUAAUCUCUUUGCCCUGCCACCGUCUCCAAACCAUUUUAUGAUGCCCAAAGCGUCCGCUCUCCUCAAUGUCUCCAAUGAUUUGGCCGAUCGUGAGGGCGAUGUAAAAAUGGUUGUGAGUGCUGCUGGCGGUUCGAAAAUUAUCUCAGCUCUUGUUGAGGUUAUGGCUGGCGUUUUGUGGAUGAAUGAAGACAUAAAGAAGGCCAUUGAUAGGCCUCGUUAUCAUCACCAGUUGUCACC